Molecule: messenger RNA, 240 nt
Organism: Ogataea angusta
Lineage: Eukaryota; Fungi; Ascomycota; Pichiomycetes; Pichiales; Pichiaceae
Exons: 2
Coding region: 1-240 (79 amino acids)
Source: RefSeq, a predicted model, not a curated record
AUGUACAAAUCUGCCAUUGCGCUUAGCUGGAUGGCGAGCCGGAAACCGUGUGGUAUUCAAGGAGAGCGGAAACUCCGUCUGGACGCGGGGCAAGGCGGCCGCCCAAGGGGCUGGGUCUGGGCUAGUCUUUCCCUGGUGUGCUCUGUUCUUUCCGUGCAAGCGCACCCGCAUGCCCAUAUUAGCUCAGCAAUUAUCACAUCGAUCAGAACAGAAAUAAAUGCCGGAGGCCAAAUUUCAUGA